Argiope bruennichi is the source of this 2941-nucleotide messenger RNA. RefSeq lists its product as uncharacterized. The transcript is spliced from 10 exons. Gene Ontology annotation, biological process: intracellular signal transduction; cell surface receptor protein tyrosine kinase signaling pathway. The record is from RefSeq and is a predicted model, not a curated record. The coding region runs from base 216 to 2807 and encodes 863 amino acids. NCBI's taxonomy places the organism in Eukaryota, Metazoa, Arthropoda, Arachnida, Araneae, Araneidae.
UCCUGUCCCCGUACAAUGUCAUCAAAUAUUUAGAACUUCACCGAGUUUAUACGUCCCAGCUUUGUUAAAAAAAUACCAUAAAAAUAAUGUUUGUUCUUUGAAAACACGCGAACUUGAUGGCCCAACUUUCGAAUCGGAGUAAGAUAAUAUGUAAAUCGGAAAUCAGAGUUUGGAUAAAGCAUAACUAAAAAAGUUCUGUCAAGUUUUUGAUAAAAAUGGCACAGUUUGCGAACACAUUUGCAAGUCAUGCACCAGGAGACGAUGACGAAGACUGGGGACCAGAUUUUGAAGGAGAGUUAUGCUCACAAGAGAUAGAAGAUAACAAGAUAAAUGAGAUUCGGGAGGCAAAUCUACUCAGAAAUUCAACAAAUGAUGGUAAUGUCUUGAGUGAAGAUAAUACUCAGACUGUUCAGACAUUUACUGGAAACCAUAUUGUAAAUGCUAGGAAAACUGGAGCCAUUCCGAAAUCCGGUUUCUCAUACCUCAGUAACACAAAUGAUAAUAAAGCUUUCCUGGCCAUUGGGAUACAAUCCGGAAAUAACAUUCAGCCACAAAGGCAAGCUUCACAACCAGCAGCACAAUCAGGGAAUGCAUCCAUGAAUUCAGAAAAUUCUCAAAUACAAUCACCAACUCGAACAACUUCGGAUAAUAACACGGUGACGAAAAAAACUCCAAGAAAACUUAAACCGGAAGCGUUUUCUUUUUUGAACAAGUUGCCACAGAGAAAUGUUUCCGAAAAUGGCAGUGGCGUUAGUAAAGAAAGGAAAACUUUGACUCCAACAGCCUUUUCUCAUGCUGAGAAAUUGAGCUUUUCUAGAUCACAAGGAAAUAGCAUCAUGGCACUUAAUGAUACCCCAGAAGCAUCUGCCAACGAAAUUCCAUCGGCACCACCUUUAGAAAAUACACCAAGCAAUUAUGAAACCAUUACCGAAGAUUCUUUUUCUGAAUUUGAUUUGACGUCCAUUGGUAAUACAACAAAUAAAGAAGAUGAGAAGCCACCACUUCCGGCAAGGCCGCCACCAGUUUUCAAAUAUCCCCCAGAAACAUUUUCAUCACCAAGACCAAUAUCUAUUGAGUCUACUUGCACUCCCGCCGUUUCUCAACCUCUUUCACAGUCUGCUCCAGUUUACCCAAAACUUAACAGUUCUAUUUCUCCACCAGAUUCUGCUAUUUCCCAUCCACCUUUACAAUCUGCACCAGUUUACCCAAAACUUAACAGCUCUAUUUCUCCACCAGAUUCUGCUAUUUCCCAUCCACCUUUACAAUCUGUACCAGUUUACCCAAAACCUAACAGUUCUAUUUCUCCACCAGAUUCCACUAUUUCCCAUCCACCUUUACAAUCUGCACCAGUUUACCCAAAACUUAACAGUUCUAUUUCCCCACCAGAUUCCACUAUUUCCCAUCCACCUUUACAAUCUGCACCAGCUUAUCCAAAACUUGGACAUUCUAUCUCUUCACCAGAUUCUGGUUUAAAAUAUAAUAAUGCGACUCCACAAGACAGAAUAUUAAACAAGAUGAAUAACAGAAAGAGCCUUCCAGCCAUUCCAGUCUGUCCUGCCGUCCCAAAGCGACCUCUACCUCCUUUACCCAUGUCAAAUACCAAUAAUGUUAGCAAAGUAAAAUCCCAAAAUGAUACAAUUAGGCUUGAAAGCUCUGAUUCUAUGAAUGAAGAAAAAUGGCUUGAAGAAGCACCCACAAUCCAUGGCACGAUAUUCAAUCACCAAGUGAAUGAGCUUCCGAUAUUUGAAGAAUCUGUUCAGCGUACAGCUUUUAAGGAGCCAGUAUUGCAAGAACAGUUGAUCCCAAGUCCUCAACAGCGGUUAGCUCAAAUUCUUACAAAUCAAACCAGUGUUGAUAGCACGAUAUUGCGAUCACAACAGAAAAUAGCUUCAGCUAUAGCUUCAAGAGUUACUGGAUCUCAAAGCAGUUCCAUUUCAAGGCUUCAAACAACUGAAGAAUCCGAUUUUCAUAAUGGUGGAAGACCCAAAGAACUUAUUAGAACGAUGCCAGGAAGAUCAUUAGAAAAUGAUCCAGAGCAAGUGAUUGAAGAUGCGUCAGAAAGACAGCCUUCUUAUCUUGAAGCAAAAGAAGCUACAAAUCCACGUCGAUUUACUGACCAUGAGACGCUUAUCAAUGCCAUGAAUCGCCCUGCACUACCUCAGAAAGCAGCUCCUAUCCAAAGAUCUGUGUCCUGCAACAGUUUGGUGCAAAGUAUUAAGGACCUGAGUUUUUCGGUAUGGAGUAAGUCAGAGAAAAAAAGAAAUUCCGAUGGAAUAAACGUAUCCAAGAAAAAUUCGAGAAGCAUAUCAGUAACAAGCUCAUCAAAGAUUUCAACACCAUUAGCUGUCACAUUAAUUUCAACAGACACACCAAGCGAAGUUACCAAUCUCACUCAUGGGAAUAAUGAUGCAUCUAUUUUAGACGAAGAGAGUACAUUACAGGAGUAUGCUUGGUUUCAUGAUGUGGAAGCUAAAGAAGGUCAACUUCGCUUACUAAGUGUUGGUCAAGAUGGCACUUUCCUCAUAAGACCUAGCAGUAGACCUACUGAAGACAUUCAAAACACAAUGUGUAUUUUAUACAAUGGAAAGGUCCGUAAUUUGCAUAUACGUAGAAGAGAUGAUGGUCGAUAUGUUCUUGGAACAAAAGCUAAUAAAAGUUUCUCAUCUAUAGCAGAAAUGAUAAGACAUCAUCAGGAGAUACCCGUUGAAAUUUUGCCACACGGAUCAACUCUAUCGAAACCUCAGAUGUAUAGAAUAUUUUUGAAAGAAACUCCUCCAAAACUUCAGAAACUAUUUGCAGUAGUUUAAAUAAAAUUGUAUUUUACAGUUAAGAGAAUUUAAUAUCCGAUUGUGAUUAGUAAUUUGUGUUAAUAUAAGUACGCAGAAAGAUUUUAAACAAGUUGAAAUUCAGUCAAGUAUUCUGCUUUACAGUGACUGAAAUG